This is a messenger RNA of Nerophis ophidion (straightnose pipefish), 5716 nucleotides long. RefSeq names its product general transcription factor IIIC, polypeptide 2, beta (gene gtf3c2). Gene Ontology annotation, biological process: transcription by RNA polymerase III. Bases 2536 to 5295 code for a protein of 919 amino acids. Lineage: Eukaryota; Metazoa; Chordata; Actinopteri; Syngnathiformes; Syngnathidae. Gene Ontology annotation, molecular function: protein binding. The record is from RefSeq and is a predicted model, not a curated record. The transcript is spliced from 20 exons. Gene Ontology annotation, cellular component: transcription factor TFIIIC complex.
GUGUGCCGUUAGGGGGCGAUGUAAGCCGUCCUUGCCACUACGGUAACAUGGCCGACUGAUGUAAGCCAUUGUGAAUUUCAGCCUCAGCUAGGGUUUAUAUUCCAUCUGCUGAGCGUAAACGCAGUAGCUGCUUGUCGUCCAAAACAAAGAAUGCUGGUAUCGGUGACUAUUUGAUCGGAAAGAACGAAAGGUCAAUUUGUCGGUUUGCGGACUCGAACCCACAUGUUCGGAUCCGAGCAUGGAGGACUCUGUACGCGGGUGAUCAGCCUUUGCCACCAAAAUGUAGUCCUUUGACGGCCUACCCGGUGAGCACUUUAACCCUUCUACCAUUGCUACUGGUGCCAUGUAAUUUUUUUUUAAUACAUGUUCUUAUUUUCAGAAGUAUUAGUUGUUUCAUAGUGAGCCAGGGCGCCACGUUCUACUUAGCAACUUAGCAUUAGCCGUGUGCUAGCAUGAGCGAUGACAUUGGCCAUGGAUGAAAUGUAACUUUUAAGCACAAAUACAAAUGUCACUAGCUUGUGUUUACUGGUUGAAACAUUGCCGACCGAAGAGGCGUAUCGCUCGUAGUAUUAUUUGUUUUACCUUGUCUCUUUUAGACCACUGUCUCAACAAGUAGACGUACGACGCGUAGAAUUGUCAGAUAGCUCAACGAUGUUUGGCUUGUUCGCUCGAACAUAUGACAAAGCAUUAUCCUCUUGACUUUCCAUCCAUCUAUUUCUACCACUUGUCCCACUUGGAGUUGCGAGGGGUGCUGCAGCCUAUCCCAGCUUCACCUGGACGGAAGGCAUUGUACACCCUGGACAAGUCGCCCCUCAUCGCAGGGCCAACACAGAUAGACAGACAACAUUCACACUCACAUUCACACACUAUGGCCAAUUUAGUGCGGCUAAUUCAAAGUUAUGCUCAAAAUAAACAUUUGGUCUGCGUAAAACGAAUAACAAAAAAAGCUAUUUCAUUUAUUUUGUAAAAAAAAGUUGACUGUAAUUGACCGCUGGGACUGAAGGUGUCUAAUACACUCACGGGACACAACAUUAGGUACACUGGUACUAUUCACACAAGCACUUGCAGCUGCAUCUAAAGUUUGGCCGCAGACUAAACAUGCAUCCUUCCAUUUUUCUACCGCUUGUCCCACUCGGGGUUAGGUUGGAGCCUAUCCCAGCUGCACCCGGGCGGAAGGCAUUGUACACACAUGUCGCCACUAUUAGAAACAUUUUUCAAUAUUAUACUGUAAAGUUGUUGCCCACUGCAGACUACAACCACAAUGAUACAGUUAUUGUUCAUUAUAGUCAUUGUUGUAUUUGUAAAUGCAAAGACGACGUAAAUUUGUUACCACUUUCAACUCAUUCUCCAUCCAUUUUUCUACCGCUUGUCAUUUACUGGUCGCUGGAGCUUAUCCCAGCUGCACCCGGGCAAAAGGCAUGGUACACCCUGGACCAGUCGCCACUAUUAGUAACAAAUAGUUGUAUAGUGCUUUUCUACCUUCAAUGUACUCAAAGCGCUUUGACACUAUUUCCACAUUCACCCACACAUUCACAAACUGAUGGCGGGAGCUGCCAUGCAUGGCGCUAACCACAACCCAUCAGGAGCAAGGGUUAAGUGUUUUGUUCAGGGACACAACGGACAUGACUAGGUUGGUAGAAGCUUGGGAUCGAACCAGGAACUCUCCGGUUGCUGGCAUGGCCACUCUCCCAACUGUGCCACGCCACAAGUUGUUGACCACUGCAAACUAUAACCACAAUAAUAGAGUUAUUGUUAGUUAUAGUCAUUGAUAUCUUUGUAAACGCAAAGACAACGUAAAUUUGUUACUAUUUUCAACUCAUUGUCCAUUUAUCCAUCCAUUUCCUACCGCUUGUCCCACUUGGAGUUGCGGGGGUGCUGGAGCCUGUCCCAGCUGCACCCGGGCUAGAGGCAUGGUACACCCUGGACAAGUCGCCACUAUUAAAAACAUUUUUCAAUAUCAUACCGUAAAGUUGUUGCCCUCUGCAGACUACAACCACAAUAAUACAGUUAUUGUUCAUUACAGUCAUUGUUAUAUAUGUAAACGCAAAGACGAUGUAAAUUUGUUACCAUUUUCAACUCAUUCUCCAUCCAUCCAUCCAUUUUUCUACCGAUUGUCACUUACAAGGUUGCUGGAGCCUAUCCCAGCUGCACCCGGGCAAAAGACAUGGUACACCCUGGACCAGUCGCCACUAUUAGAAACCAUUUUCAAUAUGUAAAUGUGUUAUACUUGCAUAGUGCUUUUCUACCUUCAAGGUACUCAAAGCGCUUUGACACUAUUUCCACAUUCACCCACACAUUCACAAACUGAUGGCGGGAGCUGCCAUGCAAGGUGCUAACCGCAACCCAUCAAGAGCAAGGGUUAAGUGUUUUGUUCAGGGACACAACGGACGUGACCAGGUUGGUAGAAGCUGGGGAUCGAACCAGGAACUCUCCGGUUGCUGGCACGGCCAUUCUCCCAACUGCGCCACACCAGCAGCAGCAGAGCCAACGUGAGAAGAUACAUGUUCUACACAUGUGGAGACAUCUGAGAAGAUCAUGAAGGAAACCCCGCCGGUAGAUGCUGAUGACCCUAAGCAAGGUGGAAAGACGCCAUCGACGUCCUUGUUUGAUUUAACACCCAGCUCGAGAGGUCGCCAACGCAGGAAAAACUCCAGAUUUUCAGACUACGACACCAGUGACAUCUACGAAAAUGAAGCGCAAAGUGAAAAGGAGAUUUCUGCUACAAAGAGUCUGGAAAAGAAGGCGACUCCCAAAAAGACACCUGCCAAGCGAGGACGACCGAGGAAGGUCCAGCUGCCAAGCGUGGACGAACAAGCAGCGUCUGAAUCGCCUUCAGUGCCGGAAGCAAAAGGGACUCCUUUAAACAAUACUCCAGCUACAGCAAAUGAUUGCGCCUCUCCUGCACCGGGAGACCCUUUGGAGAAUGGGACGCCGAAGCCAAAGAGGAAGUACUUGAAGAAACAGCGAGUCGAGGUGGAACCAGUCACACACUCUCCACGUGAGAGGAGUCCAGAAGUACCUGAGGAGGAGGUACUGAAAGGGCGCUGCAAGAGGACCGCUGCUAAAAUAGCGAUGAAGUUCCUGCAUGCGAUGGCUCAAGACAUCAGUCACUCGACUGAAGAUCCUAAAGCCAGCGGUGACUCCAUUACCAAAACACCAGAACAAGCGACAGAGGACAGAAGUUCUAAAGAGAAAAAAGUACGCAGAGGUUGCAAGAGAAAGUACUCCGACAACGAUGCCGCAGACGACGUCGACUUUGUUCCAGAUGUGGAAGAAGAAGUGGAAAAUGUUGAGGAAGACGAUGAAGAGUCAACUGACUCUGAUUUUAACGACAAGAGCUGCCACAGCGCUUCAAACACCAACAUGGGGAAGAAUUCAGCCACCAUCAUAAUGAACCCCGUUUGGGAUGCCUUUGAUACAUACAAGUCAUUCCGUGAGGAGAACCUCAGCAGCUGGAUUUUUCCGGAGUGGAUGCCCUCCUCCAGUGCUUGGCACCAGGUGUCUCAAAGUGAACUGGAGACAUAUCUACCUAAGGAACUUCUUUCAGCAGCUUUCAAAGUGUCAAGGGAAUCUUGCGCAGAGGAGACGCCUCUGCGUAGACUCAAAAGGUUCGAGGCACUACCUUCUCACCAGGACCGUUGGGACAUGCACCUGAAUGCGGGCGGGCCAGUGUGGGCCAUGGAGUGGUGCCCGACCCCCGAUGGGGCUGUGGCCUCGCAGUACUUGGCUGUGGCCUGCUACAGAAACAUGGACGACCAGCACUACCUGCACAAAACCUACUCUGGACCGGCCUUGGUGCAGCUGUGGGACCUGGGCUUGCUUGAGUAUGACAGCAGGCCAGGCUCACAGCCGUGCCUGGCCUACGGCAUGGUCCUGGACAAAGGUUUCAUAUGGCAUCUGAAGUGGUGUCCAGCAGGAGGAUGGGAGAUGCCCUCCAAAAGGAAACAGGCUCCUCUACUGCCCAGACUCGGUCUUCUGGCAGUAGCCACAUCCACUGCUGUGGUCACCAUCUACAGUCUGCCCCAUCCUGAUGCACUGAACCCCAGCUGGAGUUUUCCAGACUCCGGUGACAGCAGCCAGUGUGGAGCCAUUUACAAGCCUGAUCCUGUUCUUACCCUCAAGAUGGGCUCCUUGAAGUCGCUUCGUCUUGAGCAGAGCGGACAGGUUCUGUCCAUGGACUGGCUGCCUGUUCAGCCACAUGACGUCAUCGCUGUCGGGUUCUACGAUGGUAUUGUGGGUCUGUGGGAUCUGAACACAAAGUCGCCAUUGUUGCGUGUUCAGGCAUCACUUGACUCUCUGACCCUUCUGCCGUUCAAAUGUUUCCUGGCUCACGACCAUGCCGUGCGCGCUCUGGUUUUCUGUCCUGCCAAUAGAAAUCUUUUAGCGUCUGCGGGGGAGGACCGCUUUUUGAAGACGUGGGACCUAACGAGGCCUUAUGGGCCAGUCACGGUCCAGAAACGAUCUGUGCCCAGUGAGGUCUACUGGCCCUUGAAUGCAACUGGACUUUUUUGGGCCGAGGACAACGCUUUUGUAUCAACUUUCUCUCAAGGAGUACAUUACUAUGACCACAAAAUGUGCUCCUACUUUGCAAUCCCCAGGAUGAUCACGAUGUGGUCCAUUUCUUACUCUGAUUGGCUGAACAGUGUGGUAUCAUCGGACUUGCUGGGUGAGGUCAUUUGUGCAGCGUUGCCUCCAAUUAGUAUCGCUAUUCACUACCCAAAACGGACGGUUGAGAAAAGAUUUCCCAUCUACUUCACCAAGAUGGAGCUUCACGAAGACACUAGAAAGAAGCAGGAUGGGCCGACGGAUGCUGGCUGUGAGGAGGAGGAGGAUGAGAAAGUGGAAGUGAAGGGAGAAAAAGGCAGAAAGGUCAACGUUCCUCAUCUACAACCUGAGACCUACAAAGAGGCUGAAAAGAAGUACUACCUUCAUUACACUGACAACAACAUGAGCUUUGGGAGGAAGGGAUGUCUGUGGAAGAAAAUGCAGAAAACUGAGUUCAAGAGCAAGAUUGACAUGGACCGCUUGCCUUUGUCUGCGCUGCACAAGGUGCGUCUGAACCCCAACAUGAGCUCUCACACGUGGCUGGCGUCGGCGGGCCAGGCCGGCCUAGUCCGACUAAACUGUGUUAGGAGCCUCAACAACUCAUAUGUUCACACCACCAUCAGCAAGUGCCAGGCCGAGUUUGACGCUGCACACCCGUCGACGAGCGUGGAGGAGGAGCAGAAACGGGCGGAGGACGCUCCUCUAUGCGUGGAGGAGGAGCAGAAACGGGCGGAGGACGCUCCUCUAUGACCUCCGCUGUUGGCAUAGCCAUGCUAACUGGAGAAAGACUUUGAUUGCAAUCAACUAAAGAGGAGACAUUUGUUUUUAUAAUCUGCAUAUGUUUUUAAAACAAAGUCAGAAUUCUUCUAAUCGAGUCAGGCCGCAGCUGCAGAAAUACUUGAACUUUUUUUUAAACCUUCUUUUAGCAGCAGUCUUUGAUUGCACAUGUACAGAUCAAGCCUAGUGUGUUUAUAGCCAUUAUUAAACGUUUGCAAACAUGAUCAGGGAACAGGAAUACAUUACGUUAUUCUCUCAUGUAUAUGGCAUGUGUCUUGUCACCAGGAUGUUUCUUUUUCUUCAGCCAAGCACUUCAAUAAGACUGAUUUUGUAAAAUAGAAAUAUUUGGUUUUGUAAUCCAGGUGAUGAAUUAAUAAAGAUUACUUAUUUCAAA